Molecule: messenger RNA, 908 nt
Organism: Linderina pennispora
Lineage: Eukaryota; Fungi; Kickxellomycota; Kickxellomycetes; Kickxellales; Kickxellaceae
Exons: 2
Coding region: 63-704 (213 amino acids)
Source: RefSeq, a predicted model, not a curated record
AAUAUAAACAACAACUCGCUUCUCUUCCCCUCUUCCCCCCCUCAUUUCAACCACAGUAAACAAUGCCCUUUGAUUUCGCAGGCGACAGAGAAGCCCGGCGGAAAGCCCGCCAGCGCGGCAACCCCGCGUACCAGCGGUACCGACGCGAGGAGCAAGAGGAAUUCGUCAUCCGCGUGGAACCCACCGGCAAAGAGAACGCACAGCGCAGCGCCGACAAUGGAGCGAAGGCGCCCACGCAUGGUACGCCAAUAGGUGCAGCGAUACAGCGCCCGGCAGCAGCUAUGCGCACUGUGACGCACAACAAUCCAAAAACGCCAACGACGCCAAAAAGUCUGAAGAGACAAAGACCUGUUGCCAGCGAUGCGCUGCCCAUUCGACGAACGCCCCUAAAGAAGCCCCCCGUGCGCAGCCAGAUAAUGCCCGAGUGGGAGGGCCUGAGUAUGGGCGACGAGGAGCCUGAGCAGCAUAUGGCUGAAGUCCGCCGGCCCAGAGUCAGCCAUGGGCAGGCGAAGAAGUCAAAGCGGCGACCCCACCGGAAGCCAGCGAUCGACACCGAGGGGCUUGAUGGCGUGCUGGAGCAGGCGCCGCAGCGCAUGACGCGCUCGCUGGCCAGGAAAAUCGGCGUGCAGCACGGCAAGCGGCGGUACGGCGGAGGAGUCCAGGCAUCGCAGAUUCUGAGGCCCGUCAACGCAGCGGGCGUUUAGGUUGCGGGAUCACUCCAACAACCGUCGGCAAGAACCACCGUCGGCAUAUUUAUUUUGGGGGAGGAGAGACGGUGGUGCAAGCCAUUGUCAGAGUCUAAAAACGCCAGUCCCAUUGUGGGCGACCCCCAAGUGCCGUUUUAGCGCAAUUUUCUCGCUGCCCGCCAAGGCCACACAUGCUGAGUCUGAAUAGUGGCCAGAGAUGCC